GACUGAAGUAUUCCCUGGGUUCACCCAUAUCCUACCGAGAAAUAAGACUAUUCGUGCUUUACAUAACUGUUGGAUCAGCACUUUGAUUGAUUUGAUUUUCGGCUUUGUAACGCUUUGUUAAAUUGAACCAGUUAGUGUGUGAAGUUGAACCACACAAAAGAGCUCUGCCUGGAGAGGCGCGGUAGUUAGACCACAUUUGGAGACGAUUGCGCGCAAUGGUGAUAGAAUACGCGCAGCUUUACGCGCUGACCUAAACCUGUUUACCUGUCAUUAGAACAAGAAGGCCUAACCCCAGCCAUGUUUCCUUUACCGAUGUUCACACCUGAGCAGGUCGCUCUUGUGUGUGAGAAUCUGGAGGACACAGGAGAUAUCGAGCGCUUGGGGCGCUUCCUAUGGUCGCUCCCCGCGGCAGUUCCCGGUUCGGCAGGUGAACUUCUUAACCGCCACGAGUCGGUGAUGCGAGCCCGAGCACUCGUCGCUUUUCAUGGAGGGAAUUUUGAAGCUCUCUACCAGAUCCUGCAGAGUCACCGUUUUACGCGCGAGUCCCACGCCAAACUGCAAGACCUGUGGCUGGACGCACACUACCGCGAGGCGGAGCGCCUUAGAGGAAGGCCACUCGGCCCGGUGGAGAAGUACCGCAUCCGUAAGAAGUUUCCUCUUCCCCGAACCAUCUGGGAUGGCGAGCAGAAGACGCAUUGCUUUAAGGAAAGAACCCGCAGUCUCCUGAGGGAAUGGUAUCUGCAGGAUCCCUAUCCAAACCCAUCCAGAAAACGGCAUCUGGCUCAGGCUACAGGCCUCACGCCCACUCAGGUGGGCAACUGGUUCAAAAACAGAAGGCAGCGGGACAGAGCAGCAUCUGCUAAAAACAGACUGCAGCAGGACUCCUCCCUCCUUCCCUCAGGUAGCUCUCCAGAAUGUUCCUCCUCAGAGCACAACUCCCACCUCCAGGGUUCCUCUCCACAUCAUCCGGGCAGCCCAGACAACAGCGACUGCAGCUCGGGUACAGGGCCGAGGGGCACCGGGGCCUCCACGCCAGACAUAUCAGUGAGCAGCGACAGCGAGUUUGAGUCCUGAAGAACAUUUUAACCAUCCUCCAAAUUAGCAAAACCAACGAAAAGACAAAGAAUUUAUAGACACUGUCUAAAGAAUUUUUAAGGCGCCUGGAGAUGAGAACAUGGAGGAGAGUGAACUGCUACACAGUUACAGAAUGUGAAAGCUUUAACAGUAGAUGCACUUAAAGGAUUGGCCGGCCACACGAGUGAGCAAGGAGGAUUUUUCCUUUGAUUUUCUGAAAGAGAAAUAUUCUGAUUUGUCAAAACAGGUAGAUUAGGUUCUGGCCAUUCUGAGGGAGAGGUAUAGAGAGUUUUAUCAGAAGUAAAUGCUUUUUUAAUGCUUUAUGGUUUGUUUGUUCCCUACCAAAGCAGGACUGGAAUUUUAGGGCUGAAGACUGAACUGUGCACUUGAAAUUGAACAGGCUUCCAAAGGACCUCUUGAAAAGCAUGUGCCAAAUAAAUAUUUUCAGGUUUAUUGGCUUUCUCGUUUAAAAAAACAAUUCAUGAUUUUUGAAAAACAAUGCUCAGGUGGCACAGAAAUGACAUAUUUCACAUGAGGACAUCUCUUGAUGGAGGGAGCUGUAUUCCAGCUCUAGGCCUUUAUAGCACUAUAGACAUCAUAUUAAGUUGGUUCAUAUGCACAUAAUUAUAAUGAAAAACUUGCAUGUUAUGGAAAAUGGAAGAAACUCCUUGCUGUACGAUUUUGUGUGAACUGGGGUCUAUUGACUGUUUUUAAAGAAGAAUGUUGACAACAUACAUGAACUGACAAUUUAGAGGUGUUAUGGGAUAGUAAAUCGAUGCUGCUUUAACUUGCAACACUGCAGGACACCAUCUUCGAUUUAUCCUAUGCAAAGAUUUCUUUACAUACCAGCAAAUCGAGUUUAUGUGCCUAUACACUUUGAGAAUGAUGUCAAACUGUUAAAUGACUGUCUAUCAUUUGUUUUCAUGCCCAUACUCACUGAAGUUGUGGGAAAAGCGGAAUUGUUUUGUUUAAUUGGUCUGUUGUUUGCCAUUUUAAAAUAAAUACAAUUAUUUUUGAAGCAAACAAGGUAUUUUGACUAACUUAAAUUGCAAGAAAAUUGAGAAAUUAUUAAAUACGCUUAACAUUUUUUUUGUAAUGAUUGUAAGACUUUUCUUAAAAAAUGAUAUUUGACUGGUGCUUGAUGUUUCUUUGUCUAGCACAUUUUUAAAGCCGAAAUGAAAAGAAAUGGUCACUAUUUAAACCAUGCGUAAUUUUCUCUCACUGAGAAAACC
This is a messenger RNA of Triplophysa rosa, 2306 nucleotides long. RefSeq names its product SIX homeobox 7 (gene six7). The coding region runs from base 298 to 1074 and encodes 258 amino acids. The record is from RefSeq and is a predicted model, not a curated record. Gene Ontology annotation, cellular component: transcription regulator complex; nucleus. Gene Ontology annotation, biological process: eye development; regulation of transcription by RNA polymerase II. Gene Ontology annotation, molecular function: RNA polymerase II cis-regulatory region sequence-specific DNA binding; DNA-binding transcription factor activity, RNA polymerase II-specific. The transcript is spliced from 3 exons. Lineage: Eukaryota; Metazoa; Chordata; Actinopteri; Cypriniformes; Nemacheilidae.